GUACAUCACAUCUGACUGUGAUGCGGUGUCCAUCAUCCACGAAGCACAGAAUUACGCAAAAUCUCCGGAAGAUGCGGUGGCUGAUGUCCUCAGUGCGGGAAUGGACGUCAACUGUGGUUCGUAUCUGCGGAAACACACGAAAUCGGCUGUGGAGCAGAAGAAAGUACCAAUUGCUCAUAUAGACCGAGCACUUCGCAACCUCUUCGCUGUUAGAAUGAGAUUAGGUUUGUUUGAUGGCAACCCAACCAAUCUGCCUUAUGGCCAAAUUGGUUCAGACCAAGUUUGCUCACAACAGCACCAAAGUCUGGCUCUCCAAGCUGCAAGAGAUGGCAUUGUUCUUCUAAAGAAUGCUGCGAAACUCCUUCCGCUUUCCAAAUCAAAAACGCGUUCACUUGCUGUUAUAGGCCACAAUGCCGAUGACCCGAUUGUGCUUAGAGGAAAUUAUGCAGGCACCCCUUGCAAAUCUGUUACCCCAUUGCAGGGUUUGAAGAGAUAUGUUAAGAACACUAUUUACCACAGAGGCUGCAACUGGGCUAAUUGUACCGAGGCUACAAUUGAUCAGGCAGUCAAUAUAGCAAGAAAGGUGGAUUAUGUAGUGUUGGUUUUGGGGCUGGAUCAAACUCAAGAAAGAGAAGACUUCGAUCGUGUGCAGUUGGGGCUCCCGGGAAAGCAAGACGAACUCAUUGCUGCAGUCGCCAAAGCUGCGAAAAGACCAGUUGUUUUGGUGAUUCUCAGUGGAGGUCCAGUCGAUAUAUCUGCAGCCAAGUAUAACGGGAAGAUAGGAAGCAUCUUGUGGGCUGGUUAUCCAGGGCAAGACGGAGGAACUGCCCUUGCAGAGAUCAUAUUUGGAGAUCACAAUCCAGGAGGAAGAUUGCCAGUAACUUGGUAUCCACGUGAUUUCGUCAAAGUCCCAAUGACAGACAUGAGAAUGAGAGCAGACCCUUCAACAGGCUAUCCUGGGCGUACCUACCGCUUCUAUAAUGGACCAAAAGUCUACGAAUUCGGUUACGGUCUCAGCUACUCUAACUAUCUCUAUGAAUUCACAUUACUUACUGAAAGCAAAAUGUACCUAAGCCAUCCAACGGCAGCCACUCGGCCAGCCAAGAACUCCGACUCAGUCCGUUGCCUACUCGCCUCUAACCUGGACACGAAGUUCUGCGAGAGCAAGGCUGCAAAAGUCACCGUGGGAGUUAGAAACGAAGGGGAAAUGGCAGGGAAGCAUACGAUAUUGCUGUUUGCGAAGCCUGCAAAACCCGUAAACGGGAGUCCUGUGAAACUUCUGGUGGGAUUCAAGAAGGUGGAGAUAAAAUCAGGGGAGAGAACUGAUGUUGAGUUUUUGGUGAACCCUUGUGAGCAUCUAAGCAAGGCUAAUGAAGAGGGAUUGAAGGUUAUACAAGAAGGGUCUUAUUCAUUGGUUGUGGGAGAUGUGGAGCAUCCUCUUGAUAUCUUUGUUUGAUAUCUGGGAGUAAAUUGAAAUUAUGAGUUCACACACAGGAGAUUGUAUCUACUGCAAGUAACUUCAAUGGUGUGCUGCCUACAAUGGAAGGAAGUGCAGGUUUCUAAGAGAACCUGAGUCAGAGUGAAUAAUUCAAAGGAAGUUGAGCUAUCUUCAUUAUGUGCUCCACUCCAUUAUUAAGAGUUCUAAUAAAAUCACAUCACUUUCUUAUCCCCUCCCCCUUUUCAUGUAUCCAUGCCUAGUAGCAUUUCUGAAGAUGAAAAAGUAUGAGUGACUUUGUAAUGACUUGAAAUGCUUGGUUCUUAAGAACUUAAUAUGAAGUGAAAAUACUCUAUUUUAAGA
Molecule: messenger RNA, 1798 nt
Organism: Momordica charantia (bitter melon)
Lineage: Eukaryota; Viridiplantae; Streptophyta; Magnoliopsida; Cucurbitales; Cucurbitaceae
Source: RefSeq, a predicted model, not a curated record